CACAAAUAAUCUACACGAUCAACAAGCACGAAGCCCAAGGACCAUCCUAUCCCGCCGCCGCCCCGAGCCCCCAAUACUGGACUUGAAGGUGCCACAACUGCAACUACGACUUUUACCCCAUGGAUUGCACCCAGAAAUGCCUGUCCUGCAGUCACCGACUCUGCUCAACAGGCUGUACCACACAGUUUGAUCACCGCGGCUGGGCAGCCCGGGGUUCCUACAGACGAACUGUCGCCGCUAAUAGUAGCGCUGGCGCGCGUGAGAGUACCAACUGGACAGCUUCCCGGAAGAGAAAGCGGAGCAUUGACGAUGAGGAGUUAGGGGCUCGAAAACAUGAUGACUCGGAUCCUUUCGCCUGGUUCAAGCUAACCACCAAAGAAUGGAAGCGCAGGAAGAAUAGUCGACUCUCCAGUCUGAAGCCCUUGUGGAAGCCGCUGCCCGAGACUGCAAGCAACGAGGUAAGCCGUCGCAAGAGUGACAUGCAUCUCCAGGGCCGGUAGUACUGUUGGCGCCAUUGCGAUUGUCCAGGGAAUGCUUUUUACGCUAAAGUCUUCCCCAAUCUCAACUGAAGGGUAGGCGAAGAAAAAGUGUGAAAGUGCUUGCAAGAGCGCGACGCUGGCGAGUUCUGAGAAGGGGUACUGACAACCCCUGAG
Messenger RNA from Parathielavia appendiculata, 653 nucleotides. RefSeq lists its product as uncharacterized. Lineage: Eukaryota; Fungi; Ascomycota; Sordariomycetes; Sordariales; Chaetomiaceae. The transcript has a single exon. The coding region runs from base 120 to 500 and encodes 126 amino acids. The record is from RefSeq and is a predicted model, not a curated record.